Molecule: messenger RNA, 1537 nt
Organism: Seriola aureovittata
Lineage: Eukaryota; Metazoa; Chordata; Actinopteri; Carangiformes; Carangidae
Product: odorant receptor 131-2-like
Exons: 1
Coding region: 686-1537 (283 amino acids)
Biological process (GO): G protein-coupled receptor signaling pathway
Cellular component (GO): membrane
Molecular function (GO): G protein-coupled receptor activity
Source: RefSeq, a predicted model, not a curated record
UGCAAUUUCCCGGAGCCCAAAGUGAUCAGUCUUCAGAUCGCUUGUCAAAGGUCAAAGUUUGUGACUAUGGGUUCUUUGUCUUAGCCUUUGGUAAUGUUUGAUUGAUUGUUUUCACGUUUUAUUGCCUCUCUUCACUCAUCAGAUCCUUUUGCAUAAAGUUUUUUUUUUUUUUUUUUUAUGCUGCUCUACUUUUUUUAUUCAGCUCAGGCUCUCUGGCCUUUGCUUUCAUUUUUCUGUGAAGCACUUAAUAACUUUGUUAAGAAAAGUGCUAUAUAAAUAAGGUUAUAGUUACUAUUAUUAUUAUGUCUGAUCAAAACUGAAUUCAGGUACAAAUGGUAUAAGGUAUAUGGUUUUUCUUAACUGACCCACACCUUUAACCGAUCACUGAAAUUGUUGAUAAGUAAUCAUUAAUGAACUAAUUUGUAAAAUUUUUUAGGCUUUUCAAAAACUGUUCAGACAUAAACAAUCAACUUGGACUCCGUGGACUGAAAAUUUUGAUCUGCAUUGAUUAUCCGUUUUUUUAAUCUUUUUAUAUAUUGUUUGAACAGUGGCAGAUUAACUGUAAAUUAAACAAUCAUUAGUUGCAGUGUGUUUGUUUCAUUACAUUUGUCCAUUGUGUUUUAUACGUCCCAAGAUGUUGACACUCCCCUCAUGAACUGUUGCUGUGAACUAACCAACUACAUCAAUGUACAUUUCACCGCCCCCCUCUUCCUUUUUCUUCCUCCAGACCUUUUAUGAAGACCCUCGUUACAUCCUCUUCAUCCACAUGGUGAUAAAUGACGCCAUCCAGCUGACCGUCACCAUCACACUUUUUAUCCUCAGCUACAUCUUCUACAAGAUUAACGUCUCUUUCUGCUGCUCAUUUAUCCUGGUGGCGGUCUUCACCACCAGAAACACCCCGGUUAACUUAGCAGGCAUGGCCAUCGAGCGCUACAUUGCUAUUUGCGAACCUUUCCGCCACUCCCAAAUCUGCACUGUGAGAAGAACCUACAUGGUCAUCGGGCUGAUUUGGUUUAUAUGUGUGGCCCCAGAUAUCACAGAUCUAUUUGUGACGCUGGCGACUGAGUCCCUGAGCUUCUUUCACGGGUCGGUGUUCUGCUUGCGUCAGAAUGUGUUCAAAGACCCGAUCCUUGCAUACAAGAGACAAGCCUUUGAUAUCAUCUACUUCUCCUGCGUGUUUCUGACCCUAAUCUUCACCUACUUGAGAAUCAUGUUUGCAGCCAGGGCCAUCUCCACAGAGAAGACGUCAGCACAGAGAGCCAGGAACACCAUCCUGCUCCAUGGUGUCCAGCUGGCCAUGUGCCUGCUCUCCUACAUCUCCCCCAGUGUGGAGCUGGUUCUACAUCUCAUCUUCCCAGGACGAAUCCUAGAAAUCAGAUUUGCAAACUACCUGAUCGUCUACAUCCUGCCCCGCUUUCUGAGCCCAAUCAUCUACGGUGUUAGAGACAAAAAGUUCAGGAAGUACUUCAAGAUGUACCUUCUGAGCAACAGCUGCAGGGACAAACUGCAGAGAGUGGCCCCCCAGCACAACAAAUAA